UCAUCGAAGACAGAACUAGAUCGCGUAAAAAAAGCUUUCUAAGCGUGAAAGCUGAAAAACAUAUUUUUCACAUUCGCAAUAGAACGUUCAAAAUGGUGCAUACAAUUUCUGGAACACCAUGUAUUAAAUUGAAUAAUAACGAUGCAUCACCAAAUACUUCGAUAAAUCGUUCGUAUCACAGUUGUCACAGUUUGUCCGUUACGAAUGGCAGUAUACCUAGGAUGGCUCAGUUGAUCGAUGGUAAGCAGAUCGCGAGUGAAAUACGAGACGAAUUACGGGAAAAAGUUGUUAAAUGGAAAGCACAAGGCUACCGUGCACCCCAGCUAACUGCCAUAUUGAUUGGAGAAGAUCCAGCCAGUGCUACGUACGUUAGCAACAAAAUGAAGGCGGCUGCAGAUGUUGGGAUUACCAGUAAAACAGAACGAUACAACACGGAUAUAACUGAACAGGAACUGUUGGCUCGAAUAUACGAGUUAAACAUCGAUGAUACUGUUGAUGGGAUUCUGAUACAAUUGCCGAUACCUGAUCAUAUUGAUGAAAGAAAAAUCUGCAACUCAGUAUCAUGCGAUAAGGAUGUGGAUGGGUUUAACGAACGUAAUAUAGGACGUCUCUGCCUCGAUAUGAAUACUUUAAUUCCUUGUACACCGCUAGGUGUGCAAGAACUUCUGAAGCGAGCCAAAAUCGAAACAUUUGGCAAAAAUGCUGUAGUUGUAGGCAGGUCGAAAAACGUUGGCAUGCCGAUAGCUAUGCUGUUACAUGCAGAUGGACGAAAUGACACAUGUGCCAUGGAUGCUACAGUGACCAUUUGUCAUCGCUUCACUCCUCCUGAUGAGCUUAAAAAGUUUUGUCUCUCAGCUGAUAUAAUAGUUACAGCGACUGGUGUGCCAUGUCUAAUCAAGGCUGAUAUGGUUAAAGAAGGUGCUACCAUUAUCGAUGUUGGGAUCACAAGAGUAUCGGAUCCAAUGACAGGGAAAUCAAAACUUGUGGGUGAUGUCGAUUUCGAUGAAGUACGUAAAGUAGCCAGUCAUAUAACCCCGGUACCUGGAGGUGUUGGCCCAAUGACUGUUGCAAUGUUGAUGAAGAACACGAUUAUUGCUGCGAUGAAUUUAGCUAAGAAAAGAAAUCAACUUGGAGUUGGUGAAAAAAAAUAAACUUGUAGCAUUUAAUGCUAUGUAUGGUCCACCCAAUUCAUCAUUGUCCUUUGAUAGGAACUGUUAUAU
Molecule: messenger RNA, 1220 nt
Organism: Anopheles nili
Lineage: Eukaryota; Metazoa; Arthropoda; Insecta; Diptera; Culicidae
Gene: Nmdmc
Product: bifunctional methylenetetrahydrofolate dehydrogenase/cyclohydrolase, mitochondrial
Exons: 4
Coding region: 93-1151 (352 amino acids)
Biological process (GO): tetrahydrofolate interconversion
Cellular component (GO): mitochondrion
Molecular function (GO): methylenetetrahydrofolate dehydrogenase (NADP+) activity; methenyltetrahydrofolate cyclohydrolase activity; methylenetetrahydrofolate dehydrogenase (NAD+) activity
Source: RefSeq, a predicted model, not a curated record